UGGCUCAACAGCUAGCUCCGCGGCUGUGGCUCAACAGCUAGCUCCGCGGCUGUGGCUCAACAGCUAGCUCCGCGGCUGUGGCUCAACAGCUAGCUCCGCGGCUGUGGCUCAACAGCUAGCUCCGCGGCUGUGGCUCAACAGCUAGCUCCGCGGCUUGAGGCAGAGAACUGCCUGCCUGUCCUCCAAUCUGUUCUCUGGUUUCUGAUGCUGCUCAGCACUGGAAACACAUCACACACAGCUGGUGACAAAAAACACUGAACAUUAUAUUAUAUAAGCUAAAUGAUGGAAUAUUAGUUCAUAUAUUAAAUGUUUUUAAUCAUUUUAUUGGCGACGUUCAGACAGGAAGAGCUGCUGUCAUAGAAUAGCAGCCAGUGAAGAUUGAUGUUCCAGUGGUGACUCUCUGUGCCAGUGAGCAAUAAGCACCAGACAUUACUUCUGUUUCUGGACCGGUCCGGUCCGGUCCAGGAGGGUCCUGCCUCAGGUGAACCAUCAGUCCCAGUCUGGUCCCAGUAUGGUCGACAUCCAGUUUGCAGUACCAGAGGUUUUCUAGAACUGGACCGGGUCGGUCUGCUAUGUGGGUGGAGGACAAAGUUCUGACCCGGAAUGGAGGCGGUUCUGGAGUUAUCCCAGGAAUGUUCUGAUGACAGAGCUUCCUGCGGUUCCCCUCAGACGUGAAGCAACACCAGAACCAGAACCGGGCCGUAAAUCAGCCUGUCGCUGAGGUCGACGGGCUGGAGGAGGGGGGUGGAACCGCGGGUCACAUGACCACAGCCCACUUCCUGUUCAGGACAAUAAGAGACCAGAACCAGCAGACCCAGUCAGGACAGAACCAGAACCCCGACCCGUCCCUCGGCUUGGAGCAGCUGCUGCCGGAUCGGACCGGGAUGUGGACGUGUUUGAUCCUCCUCAGCCUGCUGGAUCAGAACCAGGCUGCUCCUCUUCCUGGGAAACAUGGAGACCUGGUUCUGAUGGUUCUGCAGCAGCAAGCGGCCCAAACUGCGGUCACCGCCGCCCCGUUGGACCCGCCACAGAGGACAUCAUCCUCCUCUUCAUCCUCAUCUUCAUCAUCAUCAUCAUCAGACUCCUCAGAGUCCAGCCAGAGGUCCAUGAUGUUUCAACUGUUGCAGGAGGACACGGCGGUGGAGCAGAUGGACUCUGAGGAGAGCUCAGAGCUGCUGCUGCCUCCCAGUAACACCAGCACCACCAGUCUGACAGACGGAGGACAUGAUCAGGUGUUGCUCCACCUCCUGAACAGCCCAGAAGUGGGCGGAGACUUGGUAGAAAGGGGCGUGUCUUUAGACAGUGUGGGCGGAGCUACGCUGAGAUCAGCAGGUGGAGACGCCAGCGAAGCUGAGGAAGAGGAGAGGAGCGACCUUCAUCCUCUGAUAGACGACAGCCUGGAGGGGGAAGAUGGAACGACCUUUCACCUUCCUGGUUUCCAUGGUGAAGAGGCGGGGCUAGAGCUGGCGCUGUAGCAGAGACCACGCCCCCUGCUGUUCACCUUUAUAAUAACCAUGUAGCUGAUUGAGCUGCUAUUACUGAAGCUCAUUAGAUGAUCAAUAAUCAAUAAUCUGAUGAUUUAAUAAAAAUAUUUACAUCCA
This is a messenger RNA of Gambusia affinis (western mosquitofish), 1601 nucleotides long. Its product is annotated as suppressor protein SRP40-like. The transcript has 7 exons. Bases 762 to 1475 code for a protein of 237 amino acids. NCBI's taxonomy places the organism in Eukaryota, Metazoa, Chordata, Actinopteri, Cyprinodontiformes, Poeciliidae. The record is from RefSeq and is a predicted model, not a curated record.